Rhopilema esculentum is the source of this 1893-nucleotide messenger RNA. Its product is annotated as phospholipase A2 large subunit. Lineage: Eukaryota; Metazoa; Cnidaria; Scyphozoa; Rhizostomeae; Rhizostomatidae. The record is from RefSeq and is a predicted model, not a curated record. Gene Ontology annotation, molecular function: A2-type glycerophospholipase activity. Gene Ontology annotation, biological process: phospholipid metabolic process; arachidonate secretion.
GGCACCAAGAGCAUUUGAAGGACAGUUUCCAAUAGUUCCAUGUCAAUUUCUGAACGGCACAAAAACAUGACGGACAAAUCGCCGUGAUUUAGGGCGAAUUUAUCAAGGCUAAAUUCGUUUCUACGAUUAAUCUACUUCUAUCGAUGCCUAUUCUUAUGCAUUUUCCCCCGAUUACAAUGUCAAUAUCUUGAAUGUCUUCAUACGUGUAUGCAGUGAAAGCCUUUUUCGAAAAAUUUUGCACGAGAAGGGAUGAAAGGGAGGCGACAUCAAAACGCUACGAAUAAAGGACCAUGACGCAAAAUCAAUUAUCAAUGAAAGGCGUCCUAAUCGGCUGAACCAACUAUUGAGUUAGUCAUACUACCAAUUACCGUACAAAAUUAUGACACAAUGCCGGAGAGAAUAUGCAUUAAGCUUCUUAUGAUGAGCUAUAGCAGGCCAAUAGAUCAGAAGCCCAGCAAACACGCACGUAUACAUAAAAGUACAGCAGAUGAUUAGAGCUCAGAUCAGAUUAGACUGCCAAGGUGUAGGAGAGGUAGGAGAGCAACACAGAAGUAGGAGAACCAACAGCACUGUCCAGCAAAAAUGGCGCUGAAGUUGCAGCUAUUAGUGGUCAUCUUGUCAGCGUUGGUUAUUGAAAAUCUUGGAAAUGCUCUCGCGGCCAAAAAGAAGUCAUCGAUAUUGAUAUACAAAGGGACAAAAUGGUGUGGUCAUAACGAUAUCGCAAAAUCUUAUAAUGACUUGGGAAAAUACAGGAAAACGGACAUGUGCUGCCGAACGCACGAUAAGCAUUGCAGUUUACGUAUUAAGGCCUUUCAAAAGAAAUAUGGUUUGAUCAAUUGGUCGAUCAAAACAGCAUCUGACUGCAAUUGCGAUAUUGCGUUUAAGAAAUGCCUCGACAAGGUGAACAACCGCCCAUCAAAUGGCGUUUACCGUAUCUACUUCGAUAUCUUAAAACCUCGAUGCGUUCGUGUCAAGAUUGUGAAGAAGAAGAUCUGCUUACGACGUACAAUGCCUGCCAAAAGUCUUGGAACACUGACAUCAAUUUCCAAGGUCAAAACCAAUCAUCCCCCUCUCCCCCACGGAACAAUGUUGGUUUACCAUCAAACGGAUUAGGAUUUUAGGAAGCACUUUCUUUUGCGCUUCAUUUAUGAUAUUUCUCUAAAUCAUCAACAUUGUUUGAGGGGGAAGGGGGCGGAAGUAGCAAAUUUUUUUCAUGAAAGGAACGAAAGAUAUCAAAUGCAGCGUAAAUUGGUGGGUGUUCCAAGUACUUUUGGCAGGCAUUGUCUGAAUUUCAUUUUGAAGCUUAUUAGAUAUUCCACCAAAACCAAUAUCCUCCUAUAGGUUUUUGAUGGUGCUGAUUCCAUUUCUGCCAUUUUCAACAUCGUACGUGUUACCGAUAAGGAGAUAUGGGGGUAUUGUUAUUUUUCGGGGGUGGGGGUAAGCUACCCCCAUAAAACUAAAUGCCAUAUUUCAAUUAAGGUGAAAAUUGCUAAAAUCAAAAUCGAUUUCCAAUAAAUAGGAUCAAGAUUGUAUUUUGAAUCUUUUCAAAGGCUCGUAGCCAGAUAGCUGUCUAAGAAAUAAUGGGAUAGAUGAAGGAGACAAAUAUGAGUGGCAGCUAGAAAAUAAUCUAAAAAUGGAAAGGAUGCAAUUUUAUAAAAGUGACAUCGAUUCCUCUGUUUCAUGUUUCUAAUUAUAGAUAAGGUCGUAUUUGAGAAUUAUGUCGGGUAGUUGCUCUCCUUUUAUCACGGAUUUACAAGUUGUCAUUCAUAUAGGCCCUUGUUGUGCAAUUCAGUGCCCAAAUGACAAAUUUCAGAGUGUUUACCUAAAUUGUAGAAAGGAACCCCGUGUUUCCCACAUCAGAGUUCCCAACUGAUUGAUCUACUAUUCCAUGUU